Messenger RNA from Helianthus annuus (common sunflower), 4466 nucleotides. RefSeq names its product lysine-specific demethylase JMJ25. Gene Ontology annotation, biological process: regulation of transcription by RNA polymerase II. Gene Ontology annotation, molecular function: histone H3K9 demethylase activity; chromatin DNA binding; transcription coregulator activity. The record is from RefSeq and is a predicted model, not a curated record. Lineage: Eukaryota; Viridiplantae; Streptophyta; Magnoliopsida; Asterales; Asteraceae. Gene Ontology annotation, cellular component: chromatin; histone deacetylase complex. The coding region runs from base 188 to 2977 and encodes 929 amino acids. The transcript is spliced from 14 exons.
CACAUGUAAUAAGAUACAUUUUCACUUACAUAAACCCCCAUUCUUCACUCUCUUCUCCACAAUUCACCAGCAAAGAGUCUCAAUUUCCUCCUUUCCAUCACAAAAUUCUAUCAAAUUCUGAUCAUUCACCACCAAAAAGUCUCAAUUUCCUCCUUCCCAUCACAAAAUUCUAUCAAAUUCCGAUCAAAUGGCUGAAAUUGCUAACGAACAAAUUUGCAAAAGAUCCGACGGCAGAGGUUGGCGGUGCAAGCGGCCGGUAGUAGAAGGUAGAGGGUACUGUUCGGUACACAUCGAACAAGCCCAAUUCCGCCAGAAACGGCAGCCGGUGCCGGAACACCUGAAGCUCGAGAGAACAAAGCGCACCCCAAUUAUCCCCAAACCGGAGGGAGAAUCCGACGACGGCGUUACCGAGGCACCGGUACGACGUCGUAACAAGAGGAAGAUGACAGAAACAUCGGAUGAUGUUUCUGUUCCUGUUUCUGUUUCCGAUGUACCCAGAAAGAGGGCUAAAAGGGUUAAUAUGGAGAAUCGAGAACCCGUAGUGGUUGAUUUGAAGUUGGGAAGAUUGGAGAUCGCUCCGGCGAGUUCCUCGUCGGAGUUGCAACGGAAAGUGGAGUCUCCGGCGAUUAAAGUUGGGGCUCCGGCGAGUAUGGGUUUCAAAAGAGCGAUCCGGUCGAAGAAUUGUGAACCGCUUCCGGUUCCGGUAGUGAAGAGUUUUCCGGCUAUUAAAGAAAACAUAAACUCUGCUGGAAAGAAGAAGAAGAAGAACACCAAAGUGAAGAUGGUCAAGACGAAGAACAUCAAAGCGAAGAUAGUCAAGAAGUGCCAUUGGUGCGGAUUUUCUAGUUUUUGUGUUCUCGUAAAGUGUUCAACUUGCAAGAAGAAUUUCUUUUGUCAAGAAUGCAUCGACACAAGGUUAUAUUGUAAGAAAACCGUCAAGAGGGAGUGUCCCGUGUGCCAAGGGGAGUGCCCUUGUCGAGCCUGCAUAAAAGCAAAACCUAAACAAGUCAAAAUGAAGGAGCCGGUUAUUUAUGAUGUUGACGAGGGUGUGAUUAUCUGCGAUCGUGAAACGGAGAUGGCGGUUCCCGUUCGUGAAAAGAUGUCUGAGUUUGACAUAAGUUUACACCUUCACAUGAUCCAGAAGCUUCUUCCGGUCAUGUCGAAGAUCAACCUGGAAAAAAUAAUCGAGUUGGACACCGAAGCUCGACACACAGGGAUAUGUCACAAGGGGAUAAAGGUUCAAAUUUCUGCAUAUACUAAAAGGGAAUGCAGUCUUUGCAAGGCUUGCAUUCCAGAUGUUCACAGAAGCUGUGAAUAUUGUUCUUUUGUACUGUGCUUAGCCUGUUGCCACGAGAUGCAUGAAGGAUUCUUGCACUCGAAGAUAGAAAAGUUAAAAGAGACAAAAAUUAUUAGAUCUAAACGUUCAAGAAACAAGCCGUGGAGAUGUUUAUCCGAUGGACGAAUAAGCUGUCCACCUAAGCAUAUAGGUGGCUGUCACAGGGGUGUUUUGCGCUUAACUUCUUUCUACCGGUUAUAUCUAACGAAAGAGCUAGAAGAAAGCGCAAAGCGUUUACUUUGUAGUAAUGACCUCAAGAAACUGAACGGGCUAUCGGAUCCUUCCCCGUGUUCGCUAUGCGAUGAAAACGGUAAAGCGGGUGUGUAUAUUUCCGCCACGCAGGACUUUAACGGUAAUGGAAAACAUUUUGUAAAGCACUGGGCUAAAGGCCAAGCGGUUGUUGUACGCGACGUAUUUCAAUCUCAACCCGACUUGGAUUGGGAUUUCGGUAUCAUCUUACGCACCUACCUUGAAAAGAGUGCGGAAACGCGAACCAAAACCGACGCCAUAUCAACGAAAAACAACGCUCGUGACUGGUAUAAGGUUGAUUUCCAUAGGGAACAAAUAUAUUCCGGGGGUAUAACGUACGAAAACGUGUGGAGGGAGUCUAUGAUAUUCAAACUUCGGUUUUCUUUCGAUUUUCUGCGGGAUCACUUCCCCGAUCAACACAGUGCCGUUAUCGAGUCCUUGCCGAUUCAAGAAUACACGAAUCCGUUCACCGGAUUUAUGAAUCUCGGAGCGGAUUCACUGUUUCAAACGGAAAACCCUAACUUGGGUUCCUAUGUGAACAUCUCAUACGGUGGAUCUGAUAACCCUAUGGAUGCAGCUCAUUUAUCAAAUUUAUGUAUUCGUGCAUGUGACGAGGUUAAUAUUCUUGUAUAUGCUACCGCUCGUCCCAUUCGUGAGAGGAUUUUAAAUGAGGUGAAGUUAUUAAUGUACAAAUCCAACUCACAAGAUCAUCUCACGUCUUCGAAAAAGGUUUCGAAUCGAAAUAAACUUGAAGCGAUGGUUGCUAGGACGUCAAGUGUGGACGACGAGCGUCACAGUGACGUCAACGUGGUUUCCACAUCAUCGAGGUUAGAGGACACGAUCAACCGUGAAGAGGAGCUUGUCUUUGAUGAUUUAGAUUCAGAAUCAGAAUCUGACGAUGAAGAUCUAUCUCAAGUUGGUUAUAGCUGUGGGGCCCACUGGGAUAUUUUCCGUAGAGAAGAUGUUCCGAAGCUUUUAGAGUAUCUUCGAAAAUAUUCCGACAAGCUAAGCCUAUCUUAUGGCUCUUCUGGAAAUGCCGUUCAUCCGCUUUUCGAUGAAGUCUUCUACUUGGAUGACAAUCAUAAAAGACAACUCAAGGAAGAAUUCAAUGUGGAUGCAUUGAGCGUUGAGCAACAUAUCGGUGAAGCUGUUAUCAUUCCCGCUGGUUGUCCUUACCAGAUGAGGAAAAUUAAGUCAUGUGUUAAUUUGGUAUAUCAAUUCAUGUCACCGGAAAGUGCACUCGAGUCCAUUAAAGUUAGCGAUGAAAUUCGUUUACUUCCUGUAAAUCACAAAGCCAAAGGGAAUGUGGUGCAGGUGAAGAAAAUGGCGAUUAGUCGCAUGCAGGCAGCGAUUGAAGCGAUGCGUGAGGUGUAUGCCUCACAACCAGAGUGAUCUCGGCCUUUUGUUAUUUCUCAUUCGACAAAGCCUCCUUCAUAGUGUUAUAUAAAGGGUGUUGUUUCCAUUGGCUUGACAGUUUUGCUGAAAGUCAAAGAGAUGGUCAACAAUACCUACAUUUUGUGUUGAAUAUCUUAUGUUAAAAGUCUGCAACGAGCCAGCCGGUAAGUGGUAAAGCUAACAAUGGUUAAACCAAUGAGGUACGGUCAACCUUACAAAAAAAUAAAUUUGAAGUAACCUUACCCUCCUUAACCCCCCUUUCCUUUCCAGGUAUAUUGAAUUUAGAUGAAAUUCUAGAUAUGAUUUGAUUAAAUUGUUCAGUUGACUUACCCCCCUCAUGCUAUGUUUGACUUUGCAUAGUUCUUUUCAGGCGUUGGUUUGACUUUGAACUGAGUUUAAGAUAUGGUUAGAAUUACACAUUUAGUAAACCAGUAUUAAUCACUUAACAGUUGGCUUUAUAUAUAGACAUAUAGUUAGUUUCACAUAUGUUUGACCAGGAUUUUUCAUUUGACCUAUGGUCAAAAGUGCAUAUUCGCCGUAUUAGUGAUUAAAUUAGUUUCCUGUUUUAAAACCCUAAAAAGUCUUUAGAAAAUGGCACUGGAAGUCUGGAACAAAGAAUAACAGAAAAUUCCAAUUUAUGAAUAUAUAUUUUAUAAGAAACUGAUUGUUAGUCGAAAGUCAAACACAAACCCUUUGACUGUGAGUCAAGCUGAAAUAUGCCUCGAACCUCGUGAAGAGGGAAAGCUAUUGCAGGUGUGGUUUUAUUUUAUGUUUCCUUGAUGCAUAUCUUCGGUUUUAUUCACUUACACUAUUUUAGUUCUUGCUCUGGAAUUAGUUAAGACAGGUCCUUAAAUUCUGAAGUCAAACGGUCAGAACAUAUCUGAAGUCAACUUGCAUACAGGCUGCCCGAAGAAAUUUCAUACCCGACAGCAGAUUUUUGUACGGUAUUUGUGUAAAAAAAUUUGGAUUGUUGGUUUCAAGAUGCAAAGCAAACGGGCCUUUUGACCCGAAUCCAAGUCCAUGUUUGAUUCUACUUCGCUUGUUUGAACUUAAAGUUAUUUCACAUGACUAAUGAAUCAACUCUCUUUAUAUUGACUUGACUUGAUCAUUUGAAAGGCACGAUGAUUGUAAUGUUUUCAUGUAACAAGCCAUGAAAACACGAAAACUUCGGUUUUGCAAGAUGAUAUUUAGUCAUAUGCUAAAAUCUUUUUCCAUCUUAAACUGACCAAAUCAAAAUCAAGAAACCCGAUUCGUUAAUCAAGUGAAACAGUUUGAAGUUCAAACAAGUUUAAUCACAUUACAAUAAAGAAUUCCAGCUCGGUUCAGAAGGUCUGUUUGCUUUGCGUCUUGAAACCUACAUUCAAACUUUGUCUACAAAAAUGGAGGACUAAAAUCGCAUUUGUACUGUGUAUAUAUAUGAUAUAAAUGGAUAGACCUUAUAUAUUUGUAUUGAUAUACAGUAUUCUAGCAUUUUUUUUCCAUAGUA